UUCCACCACCUACUAGCACAUCGGUGAACCGAAUCUUACCAGUACGAUGGGGAGGUGGCCCUCACCGGCGUUACUGGCGAUCUUCGUAACCAUCGCCCUUGCCAUGAAUUCAAUCACCCCGGCUGCCGCUCACACUGGACUCAAGGUAGGGUUCUAUCGUCACAGCUGUCCCCAAGUGGAGGCCAUCGUCUACAACUCUAUGGCUCAAUCCACCAAGGCCGACGACACCGUUGCACCUGGAAUCCUUCGGAUGGCGUUCCACGAUUGCUUCGUCCGGGUACGUGAUCGUCUUGAUUUGCAGCACCCCAGCCAGCUGGAUCGAGACGCCAUCGACGCCGCAAAAAGAGCUGUGGAGAACGCUUGCCCGGGCGUAGUCUCAGCCGCCGAUGUGUUGCAGUUCGCCGCCCGUGACGCAGUUGUACUGGCUGGAGGUUACGGGUGGCAUGUGCCCGCUGGGCGUCGAGACGGAACGGUUUCCAUCAUGGAAGAAGCACUGAACCUGCCCGCCCCGAGCAUGACCGUGUCCCAACUCAUAGAUGUGUUCGGGCGGAAGGGCUUGAGCCCCUCCCAAAUGGUAGUCCUAUCAGGUGCCCACACCAUCGGAAAAGCCCCGUGCGUCACAUUCGACGACCGCGUUCAGACAACCCCGGUGGACCCAACUCUGGCUCCCAGCUUCGCCACGUUCUUGAAGGGGCAGUGCCCGUAUGCAGCAAUCCAAUCCACCAGCGUGGACAUGGAUUCCACCGCGCACACAUUCGACAGCCAGUACUUCAAGGACAUCAUCGCCGGGAGAGGCCUGCUCACCUCGGACCAGAGCCUGUUGUACGACUCCCGCACCAGCGGGGGUGUGUACGCCAACAACGGCGCGGCAUUCUACCGCAACUUCGCCAAGGCGAUGGUGAAGAUGAGCCAGAUUGAGGUGCUCACAGGUUUGGACGGCGAAAUUCGGCGACAGUUUGACCAGGUGAACAGCCACUAGAAAGGAAAGGGGGCCCAGGAAACAAGGCCGCCCAGAUAUGGAGAGCAUCCGUGUAUCAUAGAGUAGAUUAGGACGAGUUCAUUGCACAUGGUGAGCGUCAACUGCCACGUGCUCAUUCUUUCCGGUGCACAGCAUCGGCAUUCUUUGCGUUGCUUGUCGUAAGCAAUUUACCGCACAUCCCUGCGCGGCGUCAAUCUCUGAAUCACUCUUCGUCCUCUGAAUUGGGCCAACCAUGACAAGGUUAUGAGCAGCAAAGCGCAUGGAUGUACUGCCCUUCACAAGUGUGAUGAACACAAACAAACGUGGAGCAGUUGUUGUCGUGGCCGGUUUCGAAGUGGGAUUCAUGGAUAGCAGCUUUGUGAAAUCUCGAGGUAUCGUUUUCA
This is a messenger RNA of Physcomitrium patens, 1362 nucleotides long. RefSeq names its product peroxidase 71. Gene Ontology annotation, biological process: hydrogen peroxide catabolic process; response to oxidative stress. Lineage: Eukaryota; Viridiplantae; Streptophyta; Bryopsida; Funariales; Funariaceae. Gene Ontology annotation, molecular function: heme binding; peroxidase activity. The record is from RefSeq and is a predicted model, not a curated record.